Molecule: messenger RNA, 1135 nt
Organism: Carassius auratus (goldfish)
Lineage: Eukaryota; Metazoa; Chordata; Actinopteri; Cypriniformes; Cyprinidae
Product: PDZ and LIM domain protein 3-like
Exons: 7
Coding region: 173-1120 (315 amino acids)
Biological process (GO): muscle structure development; heart development; actin cytoskeleton organization
Cellular component (GO): filamentous actin; adherens junction; Z disc
Molecular function (GO): actin binding; muscle alpha-actinin binding
Source: RefSeq, a predicted model, not a curated record
UAAAAGGGACGCAGAGACGAGCACUGGCUUCCAAUCGUGGCUGGGUGAGCCAUUCGUCCAGGGUAGGAGAGACAGAGCUGAUUAUUCUUUUCUUACUGUAGAUCUCUCGCCAAAAAAGAGGAGACUUUACUGAGGAAGCAAGUUCAACUUUGAGAAACAAAACGAGAGAGAUAUGCCACAGAACGUGGUGCUGGACGGGCCAGCCCCUUGGGGAUUUCGGCUGUCAGGAGGCAAAGAUUUUAACCAGCCGCUGACCAUAAGUCGGGUGACACCAGGCAGCAAGGCAUCUCGGGUCAACUUGUGUCCAGGAGACAUCAUCCUGGCUAUCCAGGGAGCGUCCACUGAUGGUAUGACUCACGCUGAAGCUCAGAACAAGAUCAAAGACUCCACCAAUCAGCUUUUCCUCAAGAUAGAGAGGCCAGAAACAAAGAUGUGGUCACCUCAGGUUAUAGAAGAGGGGAAAGUGAACCCAUUCAAAAUCAAUUUGGAGGCAGAGAAGCAAGAGUAUAAACCUAUUGGCACAGGUCAUAACAGAAGAGCACAGCCCUUUGUGGCUGCCGCCAGUCUGGAUGACAAAACACAGGUGGUGAGCUCCACUUACAACACUCCCAUAGGCCUCUACUCUUCAGAUAACAUCCAGGACGCCCUGCAAGGACAGAUCCGGGGUCUGGUGCAUGAAAAGCCUGAGGGCCCUAAAUCCCUGACGUCCCUUGAAGACUCUCAUGUGUACCGUAUGCUCCAGGACAACCAAGAGCAACCACAUGAACCACGUCAGUCUGGAUCAUUUAAGGCCCUGCAAGACUAUGUGGAGAGUGAUGGCACAAGGCCCAUGGUGACUAGAAGUGUAAAAGCCCCAGUGACAAAACCCCAAGCCGCCACAUCCUCACUCCAGAAGCUGCCUCUCUGUGAUAAAUGUGGCACUGGCAUUGUUGGACCGGUGGUGAAAGCUCGGGACAAGUACCGCCAUCCAGCCUGUUUUGUGUGCUCAGACUGCGGCUUGAACUUGAAGCAGAAGGGCUACUUUUUUGUGGAGGGACAGAUGUACUGUGAAGCCCAUGCUCGAAUGCGAAUGACCCCACCUGAGGGACAUGAUCUAGUUACUGUAUAUCCUACUGCUUAGAGGGACGGACAGUCG